AACAAAGCGAACUCCCAAAACCAAAACCAACAAUAACAAUUUUAAGACCCGCGCUUUCUCAGUUUCUAUUCGCAGUCGCCCCGCCCUUUUCCAGCUCUGCGCUCUCCUCUCUUAUAUUUUCUCUUCUCCUCGCCCAAAUCAAAAUAAAAAUAAAUUAAAAGGAAAACAGAUUAAAAUUAAAGUUAAAAUGAAGCGCGUUUUCGAGGAAAUCUCAGACGAAGAAUGGGAGAACCACUCUUUCAAGCCUUCUCGUGUUUUGAAGAAAAACCCUAAUCCUCCUCCAAUUGAGUCUUUCGCUUUCAAUUCCCAAACUCAGGCUAGCUUUUCCGACCAAAGCAGCGAUGAUUGUGUCGAAAUCGAACAUUUGGCUGAUGAUUCCAACUUGGAAGACGACGUUGAGCCCGAGGAUGCCGGGCCGAUCAACCGUGCGCGUCGAUUCGUCGUUGAUGAAGACGAUGACGACGAAGAAGAUGGUGAUGGAAGAGACAGCAAUGAGAAUGGUUUUGAGGACCUGUAUGACGUUGAGUCGAGUGAAGAGGAGCAAUUGCAAGAGGAUGACGUGGUGGGGAAGGCGCUGCAGAAGUGUGCGAAAAUAUCUGCGGAGCUACGGAAGGAGCUGUAUGGGAGUUCCGGUGCUUCUUGCGAGCGAUACGCCGAAGUAGAAGCUUCUUCAGUGAGAAUCGUUACACAGAAUGAUAUUGAUGCAGCAUGUGCAGUGGUGGACCCGGAAUUUCAGCCAGUUCUCAAGCCAUAUCAACUGGUUGGUGUAAAUUUUCUUCUUCUGUUGCAUCGUAAGGGCAUUGGUGGAGCUAUAUUGGCAGAUGAGAUGGGUCUUGGGAAAACCAUUCAGGCUAUUACAUAUCUGACUUUGCUGAAACAUCUGAAAAAUGAUCCUGGUCCUCAUUUAAUAGUUUGUCCUGCCUCACUUUUGGAAAACUGGGAAAGAGAACUUAAGAAGUGGUGCCCCUCAUUUUCUGUACUUCAGUAUCAUGGUGCUGGCCGAGCAUCUUAUUCAAAAGAGUUGAGUUAUUUGUCCAAAGCUGGAUUGCCACCUUCAUUUAAUGUUCUUCUUGUGUGUUAUUCACUUUUUGAAAGACACAGUGUGCAGCAGAAGGAUGACCGUAAAAUUCUGAAACGAUGGAAAUGGAGCUGCGUGCUAAUGGAUGAGGCCCAUGCUUUGAAGGACAAGAACAGCUACAGGUGGAAAAAUCUAAUGUCAGUUGCUCGAAAUGCAAAGCAGCGUCUUAUGCUAACAGGCACACCACUGCAAAAUGAUUUACAUGAGCUGUGGUCUUUGCUAGAGUUCAUGAUGCCCGACCUUUUUGCCACUGAGGAUGUAGAUCUGAAGAAGCUACUAAAUGCAGAAGAUAGGGAGCUAAUUGGUCGUAUGAAGUCCAUCUUGGGACCAUUCAUCUUGAGGCGUUUGAAAUCAGAUGUGAUGCAGCAGCUUGUCCCAAAGAUACAGCGGGUUGAGUAUGUGAUUAUGGAAAAGCAUCAAGAAAAUGCUUAUAGGGAAGCUAUAGAAGAGUAUCGCACAAUUUCGCGAGCACGCAUUGCAAAGUUAUCAGAGCCUGACUUGAAUAAUAUCAUUGGGAUUAUUCCUCGACGUCAGAUCUCUAACUAUUUUGUUCAGUUUCGCAAGAUUGCAAAUCAUCCAUUAUUAGUGAGGCGAAUAUAUGAUGAUGAUGAUGUUGGUCGCUUCGCUAAAAGGUUACAUUCGAUUGGUGUUUUUGAAUGUACCUUGGACAGAGUAGUUGAGGAAUUAAAGAAUUACAGUGACUUUUCCAUUCAUCAGCUUUUACUUCGUUAUGGAAUUACUGGUGGUAAAGGAACUCUUUCUGAUGAACAUGUUAUGCUUUCUGCUAAAUGCCAGGCAUUAGCAGAGCUUCUCCCUUCACUCAAGAGAAGUGGGCACCGUGUUCUGAUUUUUAGCCAGUGGACAUCAAUGCUUGAUAUCUUAGAGUGGACUUUAGAUGUGAUUGGGGUUACAUAUAGACGGCUUGAUGGAAGCACUCAGGUGACCGAUAGGCAGACUAUAGUUGACGAUUUCAAUAAUGACACUUCUAUAUUUGCGUGCUUGUUGUCCACGAGAGCUGGAGGGCAAGGUUUGAACUUAACAGGAGCUGAUACUGUAGUUAUUCAUGACAUGGAUUUUAAUCCACAGAUAGACCGACAGGCUGAAGAUCGCUGCCAUCGAAUUGGCCAAACAAGGCCAGUUACCAUAUACAGGCUGGUUACGAAAGGUACAGUUGAUGAGAAUGUUUAUGAGAUUGCAAAAAGGAAGUUGACUCUUGAUGCAGCGGUGCUAGAGUCUGGAUUGGAUGUAGGCAAUGAAGAUAACACAUCUGAGAAAACAAUGGGGCAGAUAUUAUCAUCCCUACUUAUGAGCUAGAACAAGAGUAUGUGAUAAAUUUUGGGGUUUUUUUUUUUUCCAGAUUCUUUAUACUUAUGUUGCACCCAUUGUUGUAUCAGCUAUGUUGAUCGUAAUAGUUAGGGUCACUUGGGGGGGAGGGGGAGGGGGGAAUGAACCUUCAAAUUGUUAGGGUAUGUCUUGCAUGGGUAAUAAUCAACACCGAACUCUCAACAUCAAUGUACCAGCAUAUCAUUGAGAACUAUGAAGAGGAAGGGACCGGUAUCUUUUGGUGGCUGUAGAGUUCAAGUUUCAAAUACCUAUCUGCCGAAUCGUCUCUUUUUGUUCUUUUUUCUUUUCAACAUGAAGAGCAUAGUAAUUGAUUAUGAUCUUAUACUAUAUCUGCCAUAGCAAAGAACAUUAGUAUCAUUAUGUCGAAAUGUCAAAACUUAAAGAGAAUGAUAGUUAAUUUUAAUGGUACGUUUGUGUA
Gossypium arboreum is the source of this 2840-nucleotide messenger RNA. RefSeq names its product protein CHROMATIN REMODELING 19-like. The record is from RefSeq and is a predicted model, not a curated record. Gene Ontology annotation, molecular function: ATP-dependent chromatin remodeler activity; DNA binding; ATP binding. Gene Ontology annotation, cellular component: nucleus. Lineage: Eukaryota; Viridiplantae; Streptophyta; Magnoliopsida; Malvales; Malvaceae. The transcript is spliced from 12 exons. The coding region runs from base 188 to 2392 and encodes 734 amino acids.